AUGAUGAACGGCUGGGAUGAGAAGCAGCACCUGGACGACGAUGCCUUUGGGGCUAAGGGGACCAUCGUCAGCGCCUUCGAUGCCUUUCCCAAGGCGAAACCUCAAUACGUGACACGUACGGCGGGCGGCGGAAAGUGGACUGUCGCGAUGACGGUCAUAUCAGUCUUCCUCUUCUGGUCUGAACUCGGUCGCUGGUGGCGCGGUACAGAGACGCACACCUUCGCCGUCGAAAAGGGCGUUCUGCACGAGAUGCAGAUCAACAUGGAUAUCGUUGUGCGCAUGCACUGCGACGACCUGCACAUCAACGUUCAAGAUGCGGCGGGUGACCGUAUCCUCGCAAGCAGCAUGCUCAAGCGCGACAAGACGAAUUGGUUGCAGUGGGUCGACAACAAGGGCAUCCACCGCUUGGGAAGAGACAGCAAGGGCAAGAUUGACACCGGCGCCGGCUGGCAGGAGGAGGAGGGUUUCGGGGAGGAGCAUGUCCACGACAUUGUAUCGCUCAGCAAGAAGAGGGCCAAAUGGGCAAAGACGCCCAGGCUCUGGGGCGACGGCGACAGCUGCCGCAUCUACGGCAACUUGGAUGUGAACAGAGUGCAGGGUGACUUCCACAUUACUGCCAGGGGCCAUGGCUAUAUGGAGUUUGGAGAGCACUUGGAUCAUGCCGCUUUCAACUUCUCGCACAUCAUCUCGGAGAUGUCCUUCGGUCCAUUCUACCCCUCGCUGGUAAACCCCCUGGAUCGCACGGUGAACCUCGCCAGGAUCAACUUCCACAAGUUCCAAUAUUACUUGUCUGUGGUUCCCACCGUCUACUCUGUCGGUCAUUCGUCGUCCAACCUCAUCUCCACGAACCAGUACGCCGUCACGGAACAGAGUAAGGAGACCGAUGACCAUAAUAUUCCCGGCAUCUUCUUCAAGUACGACAUCGAGCCUAUUCUGCUAUCCGUGGAAGAGUCUAGAGACGGCUUCCUCCAGUUCUUGAUGAAGAUUGUCAACGUUAUUAGCGGUGUGCUCGUUGCUGGACACUGGGGCUAUACCCUCACUGAGUGGUACAAGGAGGUCUUGGGCCGGCGGAGAAGGGAGAGAAGUGAGGGCUUCAUUGGCACAAAGAGCUCAGAGUAUGACCAGUAG
Molecule: messenger RNA, 1128 nt
Organism: Colletotrichum orchidophilum
Lineage: Eukaryota; Fungi; Ascomycota; Sordariomycetes; Glomerellales; Glomerellaceae
Exons: 3
Coding region: 1-1128 (375 amino acids)
Biological process (GO): retrograde vesicle-mediated transport, Golgi to endoplasmic reticulum; endoplasmic reticulum to Golgi vesicle-mediated transport
Cellular component (GO): endoplasmic reticulum membrane; endoplasmic reticulum; COPII-coated ER to Golgi transport vesicle
Source: RefSeq, a predicted model, not a curated record